GAGGCGGGACGCGGGCCUGGGCGCGGGCCGGGCUGGGACCGCAGCGAGCGCGGCCUGGCGGGGCUCGGGGCCCGGGGCGGCGGGGCCUUCGCCGUGGCCGCGGGACCAUGUUGGAGAUCUGCCUAAAGCUGGUGGGCUGCAAAUCCAAGAAGGGGCUCUCCUCGUCCUCCAGCUGCUACCUGGAAGAAGCCCUACAGAGGCCUGUGGGAUCUGACUUUGAGCCCCAGGGUCUCAGCGAAGCAGCUCGAUGGAACUCCAAGGAAAACCUUCUUGCCGGGCCUAGUGAAAAUGACCCCAAUCUUUUUGUGGCACUCUAUGAUUUUGUGGCCAGUGGAGAUAACACUCUUAGCAUCACUAAAGGUGAAAAGCUCCGCGUCUUAGGUUAUAAUCACAAUGGGGAAUGGUGUGAAGCCCAAACGAAAAAUGGCCAAGGAUGGGUCCCAAGCAACUACAUCACCCCUGUCAACAGCCUGGAGAAACAUUCCUGGUAUCACGGGCCAGUAUCCCGAAAUGCCGCUGAGUAUCUGCUGAGCAGCGGGAUCAACGGCAGCUUCUUGGUGCGCGAGAGUGAAAGUAGUCCGGGCCAGAGGUCCAUCUCGCUGCGGUAUGAAGGGAGAGUGUACCACUACAGGAUCAACACGGCCUCUGAUGGCAAGCUCUACGUCUCCUCGGAGAGCCGCUUCAACACUCUGGCUGAGUUAGUUCACCAUCAUUCCACGGUGGCUGAUGGGCUCAUCACCACGCUCCACUACCCUGCUCCCAAGCGCAACAAGCCCACCAUCUACGGCGUGUCUCCCAACUAUGACAAGUGGGAAAUGGAGCGCACAGACAUCACCAUGAAGCACAAGUUGGGUGGAGGCCAGUACGGGGAGGUGUACGAGGGUGUGUGGAAGAAGUACAGCCUGACCGUGGCCGUGAAGACCUUGAAGGAAGACACCAUGGAGGUGGAAGAGUUCCUGAAGGAGGCCGCAGUGAUGAAGGAGAUCAAACAUCCUAACCUGGUGCAGUUGCUAGGAGUAUGUACACGGGAGCCCCCGUUCUACAUCAUCACUGAGUUCAUGACCUAUGGGAACCUGCUGGACUACCUGAGGGAAUGUAACCGGCAAGAGGUGAGCGCCGUGGUGCUGCUCUACAUGGCCACGCAGAUCUCAUCAGCCAUGGAGUACCUGGAGAAGAAGAACUUCAUCCACAGAGACCUUGCUGCUCGGAACUGCCUGGUUGGAGAAAACCACUUGGUGAAGGUGGCUGAUUUUGGCCUGAGCAGGUUGAUGACAGGAGACACCUACACAGCCCAUGCUGGAGCCAAAUUCCCUAUCAAGUGGACUGCUCCCGAGAGCCUGGCCUACAACAAAUUCUCCAUAAAGUCAGAUGUCUGGGCAUUCGGAGUAUUGCUCUGGGAAAUUGCUACCUAUGGCAUGUCACCUUACCCAGGAAUUGACCUGUCUCAGGUUUAUGAGCUGCUGGAAAAAGACUACCGCAUGGAGCGCCCUGAAGGCUGCCCAGAGAAGGUCUAUGAACUCAUGCGAGCAUGUUGGCAGUGGAAUCCCUCGGACCGACCCUCCUUUGCUGAAAUCCACCAAGCCUUUGAAACCAUGUUCCAAGAAUCCAGUAUCUCAGAUGAGGUGGAGAAGGAGCUGGGGAAACGGGGCAUGAGAGGAGCUGCCGGCAGCAUGCUGCAGGCCCCAGAGCUACCCACCAAGACCAGGACCUGCAGGAGAGCGGCUGAGCAGAAAGAUGCAGCUGACACCUCUGAGCUGCUCCACACAAAGGGCCUGGGAGAGAGCGAUGCGCUGGACAGUGAGCCUGCUGUAUCGCCACUACUUCCUCGGAAAGAGCGUGGGCCCCCAGAUGGCAGCCUAAAUGAAGAUGAGCGCCUUCUCCCCAAAGACAAGAAGACCAACUUGUUCAGCGCCUUGAUUAAGAAGAAGAAGAAAAUGGCACCGACUCCCCCUAAGCGCAGCAGCUCCUUCCGAGAGAUAGAUGGCCAGCCAGAGCGCAGAGGAGCUAGUGAGGAUGAUGGCCGGGAAAUCAGCAAUGGGCCACCAGCUCUCACCUCAUCAGACGCAGCAGAGCCUACCAAGUCCCCAAAGGCCAGCAAUGGGGCUGGCGUCCCCAAUGGAGCCUUCCGGGAGCCAGGAAGCUCAGGCUUCCGUUCUCCCCACCUGUGGAAAAAGUCCAGCACACUGACCAGCAGCCGCCUGGCUGCCAGUGAAGAGGAGAGUGGCAUCAGCUCCAGCAAGCGUUUCCUGCGCUCCUGCUCAGCCUCCUGCAUGCCCCAUGGGGCUAGGGACACAGAGUGGCGGUCAGUCACGCUGCCUCGGGACCUGCCAUCUGCUGGCAAGCAGUUUGACUCAUCCACCUUUGGAGGGCACAAAAGCGAAAAACCAGCUCUGCCUCGGAAACGUGCCAGUGAGACCAAGUCUGAGCAGGUGGCCAGGGGCACAGUGACACCCCCUCCCCGGCUGGUAAAGAAGACUGAGGAAGCUGCUGAUGAAGUCUUUAAAGACAUGGAAGCCAGCCCGGGCUCGAGUCCUCCCAGCUUGACUCCCAAACUUCUCCGUAGGCAGGUCACUGCCUCUCCUUCCUCUGGCCUCUCUCACAAGGAAGAGGCCACCAAGGGCAAUGCCUCGGGGACGGGGACUCCUGCCAAUGCCGAGCCGACACCCCCCAGCAACAGAGUCGGCCUUAACAAGGCCUCCUCUGAGGAGACCCGAGUAAGGAGGCACAAGCACAGCUCAGAGUCCCCAGGGAAAGACAAGGGGCGGCUGUCCAAGCUCAAGCCUGCCCCUCCACCUCCGCCUGCCUCUGUAGGGAAAGCAGGAAAGCCUGCACAGAGCCCUAGCCAAGAGGUGGCUGGGGAGGCAAGUGGGGCCACAAAGACAAAAUGCACAAGUCUGCCUAUGGAUGCUAUGAACAGUGACCCCACCAAGGCUGGCCAGCCUGGAGAAGGACUAAGAAAGCCUGCACCCCCAUCAGUGCCAAAGCCUCAGGCGGCUACUAAGCCUUCAGGGACCCCCACCAGCCCCGUCUCCACACCCUCCACAGUGCCAGCACCUUCAGCUCUGGCCGGGGACCAGCAGCCAUCUUCUGCCGCCUUCAUCCCCCUCAUAUCAACCCGUGUGUCUCUUCGAAAGACCCGCCAGCCACCAGAGCGCAUCGCCAGUGGCACCAUCACCAAGGGUGUGGUUCUGGAUAGUACUGAGGCCCUGUGCCUCGCCAUCUCCCGGAACUCAGAGCAGAUGGCCAGCCACAGUGCUGUGCUGGAGGCCGGGAAGAACCUGUACACAUUCUGCGUGAGCUACGUGGACUCUAUCCAGCAGAUGAGGAACAAGUUUGCCUUCCGAGAGGCCAUCAACAAGCUGGAGAGCAACCUUCGAGAGCUGCAGAUCUGCCCUGCAACAGCCUCUGGUGGGCCAGCGGCCACACAGGACUUCAGCAAGCUGCUCAGCUCUGUGAAGGAGAUCAGUGACAUCGUACGGAGGUAGCAGCGACCAGCGCACAUCAGCGGGAGAUGCUGCAGUCCAUGGGGCUUUUGUGCCUGUAAGGAUGGGGACAUAGGCCUGGGGAGCUGGCAGCAUGACCCAGGAGCUUUACAAAGCAUCAGGCAGAGCCAGGGCCUAAAGGAGUCGGCCCUUCCACCUGCGUUGUGCACCAGCCGGUCUACACCUUUCCCACCCAGCCCACCUCUCCUCACUGCCUCUGUGUGGGCCUCCUGAAGAUUACAGCUGGCCUGCCAGGCCGCCAGACUCAGCCCUCCCCAGUGCCUCAGACCCAGCUCCAAACCCACCUGGGAGUGCCCAGGACUGUCCUUUCCACGUUCUCACAGGGUGUCCUCCUCGGGUGCGCCUUCUUGUCACCAAGGCAUGGGAGCCCCUAUGUUUGCUCUCCCUGAACCUUCUAUCCUUAAAGAACGGUUUCAGAGAGGCUGUACCCACUGCUCUCUCAGAUGAAGGAAGCUGUUGAUUGAAGGGUCAUGAGGGCCUAAAGCCAAGAGCCCAGGCGGGUGUGUCCUGGAGACAGUGGAGCUGGGCAGUGUGGUCUGUCACCUGUUGUCUAUAUCCUCAGUGCUGUGCCCUGUAGAUCCUGGAUAGUAAGCUUGAGUUUCAUGGGUGGCAGUCACCGGCUGGCCAGGCACACGGCCAGGCCAAGCCUCGGGCUCCAGGGUCCCCCAAAAAUCUGAAUUUCUGAGUAGUCUUCUUUCCCUGUCCUCAAAAAUCAGGCCCAUCCUCUUCCGGUCCUUGCCUUGAUGACAAUGGUCCGGACUUCUGGUGUUUUUGAGCAUUUCAAAGCUCCACACAGAAAGGAGCAGCCACUGGGUACAAACAGGAAGGAAGGACCACUGGCCCAGGGCUCUCCUGAGCCCUGGCUGCUUCUCAGAGCUGCUGCUUAACCACAGGAACAGUGCUUGCCCAGUGCCCCUGGGGGCACACACAGCAAGGCUGGGGUGGGUAUACUGUGCAGACUUAGCUAGGGCAUGUCUUCCUUCCUCAGGCAGCCGGGACCAGAGCUGAGCAUAGAGACAGGUUAUGGGCAUGUCCUUGACUGACCCAGAAUAGCCAGCUGAAGAGCAGGUCACCUCCAGGACCUUGUACUGGGCCAGGAGAGACACCUCCAUGUUCCCUGCCUCUCCACUGUAGCUGUGCUGCGCUGGCCCCAGGCCCCACCAAUCACCUAGACUCGCUUGUAUUUUUCCGGUAGAGAUGAUUUCCGUGGUCCUCAUAGCACAUCACCUCCUUACCUCCAACAGCUGUUCUGCAGCCCAAGGGAGGUUGUGCCACACUGCCAGCAGCCUUGAAAAGCCAGGCACCCCCAUGCCCUGACACCAUGUUCACAAGGUACCGGUCUGUUGUUGCUGACCUGGUGUGCCACUAUAUUUUGCAUUACACUUUGGUAUUACACUCUUUUUAUAGACUUGCUCUCUUAUAAAUGACAUGUAAAUAGUUCACCACUGUGCCCCCUCUGGCACACCAACAGCAUCCCUCUUUUUUUCUCAGUCCAGUACAUUUUGUUUUUGUAUAUGACUCUGUGGUUUUUGAAUCCAAAUCUCUCUGUAGUAUUUUUUAAAUAAAUAAGUGUUUACAGAA
Messenger RNA from Meriones unguiculatus (Mongolian gerbil), 5084 nucleotides. RefSeq names its product ABL proto-oncogene 1, non-receptor tyrosine kinase (gene Abl1). Gene Ontology annotation, biological process: regulation of apoptotic process; protein phosphorylation. The record is from RefSeq and is a predicted model, not a curated record. The transcript has 11 exons. Gene Ontology annotation, molecular function: ATP binding; protein binding; non-membrane spanning protein tyrosine kinase activity. NCBI's taxonomy places the organism in Eukaryota, Metazoa, Chordata, Mammalia, Rodentia, Muridae. The coding region runs from base 108 to 3485 and encodes 1125 amino acids.